Messenger RNA from Lineus longissimus, 2766 nucleotides. Its product is annotated as leucine-rich repeat-containing protein 74B-like. Bases 252 to 2057 code for a protein of 601 amino acids. The record is from RefSeq and is a predicted model, not a curated record. The transcript has 11 exons. Lineage: Eukaryota; Metazoa; Nemertea; Pilidiophora; Heteronemertea; Lineidae. Gene Ontology annotation, molecular function: calcium ion binding; protein binding.
UGUCGAUUUAGAUGUCGUGUAAAGACCGAUGACGGUGAUAACUGUAAUGUGUAUCUCGGAUUCAAAUCAAUGAGGAAAGGCUUUCCAAAACUGAUAACUGUCUCUUCCUUGCGACAGGCAGCGAAGCCUUUGGAUAUUUCGGGCUGGGAUCUUUUUAACAGGCAAAGAACGUCUGACUCUUUGGACGUUUGAUACAUCUACUCUCUCUCUAUAUUAUGCCUGGAUUAUAAAAGAGAAAACAUCGCUGGAAGAUGAGUGAACGCGUGGCCCAGCUGUCAGCCAAGACGCGCACGACGUCGCCACCGUCGUAUGCUGUCCGAACGGGCGACUCCCUGAAAGACCUCCCACCCAUAGACUGUGUCUCUCGCAGUGUCUACACCAACACGUCCUCCCACCGGCUCCGGGCGGCCACAGCCUCCAGGACGGUCGCCCGUCGUAAGAGGGAUUUGGUGGAUGAGAAUAAACGGCUCCAGGCGGACAGGCCGAACAGUUCCGUGUCGCAGAAGAACUCCUCCAUGAGUGGAUCAGAGUUGAAUAUCAAUGAUAGUGAUCUUUACGAAUCAGAUGAAGACAGUGAUACAGAAGACCACACAGACGACAACACGAAGAUCUAUCUUGGGGCGUGUCGUCUUUUUGGCAUCACACCAUCCACCACCUACCUGAAGAACCUCACCCAAUGUCGUCUGGUGUUGAAGAACCACCCUCUCGGGCCAAAAGGAGCCAAGGCCAUCGCUGUCGCUCUGACGACGAAUCUCCAUAUCCAGAAUUUGGAUCUGGAGGGUAAUAACAUUGGUCCCGAGGGGGCAGAAUACAUAGCAGACAUGUUGAAGGAGAAUCUCUACAUCACCAGUGUGGCAAUCGCCGAAAAUAACAUCGGUGGGCGCGGUGCCGAGUUGGUCGCCGGAAUGAUGCACGGGAACAACGUCAUACUGAGCCUGGACAUCUCGGGGAACAAUCUGGAUGAGAGGGACGCAGUCCAUGUGGCAGAUAUAUUACAGAAUAAUCGGCAUCUCCAAGAGCUCAAUGUCAGCUAUAACCGGUUUGGGGAAAAGGGAGGCCAAAUCAUCGGGCCAGCCAUUGGUGAAAAUGUCACGUUGACGUCAUUAUCUCUCAAAUGGAACCAUUUGAGACAAAGAGGUGCUAUUGCGGUUGCGGAAGGGAUACGUGAGAACAUUGCGCUCGAGAAGGUGGAUCUCUCCUGGAAUGGGUUUGGCGUGGAGGGUGCCAAGGCAAUGAGUGAAGCCCUGAAGGACAACGAGAUAAUCCUCGAACUCGAUCUAUCUGCCAACAGAAUCGUGGACGAUGCCCUCAAACAGCUCAUGAAAGGUGCCUUGAAAAACACCAGCUUAUUUACACUCAAGGUUGGUAACAACCCCAUAUCAGUGAAGGGAUCUCUGGAACUGAUUAAAAUGUUAUACGAAGUAGACAGCUGUCCGAUUCAGGAGCUAGACAUCGUGAAUAUUCCAAUAGACGGCCAGUUCAGUGAUCUCUUGGAUAAGAUCCAAUCUCGCCGGAUCCUGCAGGUAUCUCCAGGUAUAUCGACAAGACGGGCGCGCUUACCAAGCAUCAGGAAGUUCUCCAUCUUUGACCUCGAUGACCCAAUGAUGGUGUUGUUCGAAUACAUGAAACAACAACAAUUCAGACUCAUCGAUCUCUUCCAUACCCUCGAUGAUGAUGACAGCAGAAGUUUGACCAAGGAAGAAUUCAGAGACGGUUUACUGAAAGUCAACAUUCCAAUGAGCGAACGCGCCCUUGAUCGUCUGAUGGAACAACUGGAUGAAGAUGAUGAUGGGGAAAUCACCUAUGGUGAACUGAUGAAGGGUAAGCGCAAAUUGAACAGGAAGGUCACCACCAUGCUGAAGCCGCCGGGCGCGCACAGGCGGGCAACCUUAAGUGCGAAGGAUAAGGCGGAGCUGGGGCGGCUAACAGCCAAGGUCAAGGCCUUUCUGCAGAUGAAGAGGGACCAAGCUAAGAAUGAGAUGAGAGAGAAGAAAACAGCGAAAAGAAUUUUGUCAAAUGGAUUCAUCAGUGCUACCUUUCAAAUUGGGAAAAAAUGAUCCCUUAAAAUCAAAUACCCUUUUACGUACUGAACACUUUUCACAACCCUUGCGAACAGCUACGAAGUACGAAGUGUGUAGAUGUAUUUUAUCGAUGCCGUUUAUUAAAGAGUUAUGAGUUUCUCCCCCUACUAAAGUUUAAAAGCCGAUUUUACGCUUGUCGCGUAAAAAAAUUCGCGCAGGACUUGAUGACACCACAGACCUUCGUUCUUCGUCGUUUUUGAGGCUUGCGAAACCAGCCAUUUGCGACAUUGUCGGAGAUAUAGAAAUAAACUUUUCCUGAAGGGUCCCUAGCUAUGUUGUGACUUUGUCCGCCUACCAUGUUGUGAUAUUGUCCAUGAUGCGAUAUUGCGCAAUGUCGUGAUAUUGUCUUCAGGGAAAGAUUCGACAGCAGUGUCCUGUAUGGUUGUCCGGGUUAGACGGUAAUAAAGUACAUAUAAAGAAAGGAUGGUUCGUGUUAAAACUACGUCUGCUGUGUGCAGACUGAACAUCAGCGAAUUACGACAAUGUCAGUGGACUGGCAUUCGAAUGAUUGUCUCGUGCAAGGAACAAACGGAUUGAGAAGAAACAGGUCGUACCUCAUUCACCGCCUUAACCCUUCCUGCUUUGUUGACGUCCUGGUUGACUCUGUACGUAGUGGUCGUCUCGACGAUCAGUAUCGAUGGUUGUUCUCUAGUGGACCGUUCUGCAAAAUAGAAACUGAUGUACA